AUGCAAACUGCAGCUUUGAUGAAUGCAAUAUCUGCCCUGACUUUUGCACUAGCUCCAGCAGCUCUGUCUAAGGAUGAUGGGAAGAAAAAGAAGCUGAAAAUUGACAUUCCAUCUUAUGACAACCUGGUUCUAAACAGCUAUGACCUCAGCCUGGACAAUUAUGAGGAAAUAAUUGAUCUUAAUAAUUAUGAGGAUAUUUAUGAUUAUGGGGACUUGGCACCAAAGAUUGAAGUUGGCACUUUAGCACCUCCCACCAAGAAUUUUCUACAACCCCUGAGCACAGCAGCUGUGCCAGCUGAAGCUCCACAAAGCAAGCCAUCAAGCUCCACAGCAUCCAGGACUAAGGGGCCAGAUCUCUUUGGGCCCAUAACAAAUCAGGGUCUUCCCACCUGCUUGAUCUGUGUGUGUAUCAGAACCUCUGUGUACUGUGAUGAUGCUGCUCUAGAAAACAUCCCUCCUCUGCCCUUCGAGACCACAUACUUCUAUGCCCGCUUCAAUCGUAUCAACCGGAUUCAAGCCAAGGACUUCAUUGGACUCACUAAACUGAAACGAAUUGACUUGACAAACAGCUUUAUUUCCUGGGUGGAUGAUGACUCUUUCCGGCUCCUGCCCUCUUUGCAAGAACUUUUCCUCCCUGAAAACAAGUUGACUUCCCUGCCUGAGUUGCCCACUAGCAUUGUACAGCUGGAUGCCCGAAUUAAUAUGAUCCAGAAUACAGGUAUCCGACCUGAAGCCUUCCAGGAUCUAAAGAAGCUGCAGUUUCUUUAUCUAGCUGGUAACAAACUGGACUAUAUCCCAGCGCCCCUGCCUGAGGGACUGCGGUCUCUGCAUCUACAGAACAACAACAUCCAGAUCAUGCACGAAGAUACAUUUUGCAAUAGCAGAGAUCAUGGUUACAUCCGUCAGGCCCUUGAGGAUAUACGCUUGGACGGCAACCCCAUCAACUUAAGCCUUUUCCCCAAUGCCUAUUUCUGUCUGCCUCGUCUGCCCAUAGGCCAUUUCUACUGA
Eublepharis macularius is the source of this 1008-nucleotide messenger RNA. It is a transcript of the gene OPTC, whose product is annotated as opticin. Bases 1 to 1008 code for a protein of 335 amino acids. Gene Ontology annotation, molecular function: protein binding. The record is from RefSeq and is a predicted model, not a curated record. NCBI's taxonomy places the organism in Eukaryota, Metazoa, Chordata, Lepidosauria, Squamata, Eublepharidae. The transcript is spliced from 6 exons.